Messenger RNA from Gymnogyps californianus (California condor), 6942 nucleotides. RefSeq names its product ROS proto-oncogene 1, receptor tyrosine kinase (gene ROS1). Gene Ontology annotation, molecular function: ATP binding; protein binding; transmembrane receptor protein tyrosine kinase activity. The transcript is spliced from 44 exons. The record is from RefSeq and is a predicted model, not a curated record. The coding region runs from base 1 to 6942 and encodes 2313 amino acids. Gene Ontology annotation, cellular component: signaling receptor complex; membrane. NCBI's taxonomy places the organism in Eukaryota, Metazoa, Chordata, Aves, Accipitriformes, Cathartidae. Gene Ontology annotation, biological process: multicellular organism development; cell surface receptor protein tyrosine kinase signaling pathway; regulation of TOR signaling.
AUGAGGAACACUUGCCUGUGGGAUCUCCUGCUAAACAGACUCGCUGCUUUUUACUGUGUAUGGAUUUCUGCAGUGUACUGUACUUUUUCAAAAAAUUGUCAAAACUUAUGUACAAGUAACCUGGAAGGAGAACUUGGAAUUACUAACCUUUGCAAUGUUAGUGACAUCACUGGAGCGUGCACACAGGGAUGUCUGUUUUGGAAUGCAACAGUGCAAAUCAAUUGCCCACUGAAAUGUAACAAGACAUACACCAGAGCAUGUGAGACAGUUUCCUGUAAGUUUGGCUGUAGCAGUGCAGAGGAUGCAUAUGGAGUUGAAGCACAGAACUACUUGAACAAGCCUAGAGCACCAUUUGCAUCUACCAUUGGAAGCCACAGUGUCACAUUAGGGUGGAAGCCAGCUAACAUCUCUGGGGUGAAAUAUAUUAUCCAGUGGAAGUUCAAUCAGCUCCCUGGAGACUGGAGGUACACAGAGGUAGUAUCUGAAACUUCAUAUACAGUCAAAGACCUUCAAGCCUUCACAGAAUACGUGUUUCGAGUAGUUUGGAUCAUUACAUCUCAGCUGCAGCUCCAUUCUCCAUCUAGUCCCAGUUACCGGACACAUGCUUUUGGAGCUCCUGCGACAGCUCCCAUUAUUAAAGAUAUUCAGAGUUCAAGUCCAAACACUGUUGAAGUUAGCUGGUCUCCACCACUUUUUCCAAAUGGAUUGAUUGUUGGAUAUAACUUGCUCCUGACCAGUGAGAAUCACGAACUGUUGAGAGCCUCAAGAGGGCAUAGCUUUCAGUUCUACUCCACCUUCCCAAACAACACUUACAGGUUCAGUAUUGUGGCGGUUAAUGAGUUUGGUGCUGGACCCCCUGCCGAAGCCAACAUCACAACCCCAGAAUCCAAAGUUAAAGAAAAAGGAACAUGGCUCUUCCUAUCCAGAAACCAGUCUUUAAGGAAGAGAUACACAGAACAUUUCCUUGAAGCUGCCCAGUGCCUGCAAAAUGGUAUUAUACACCACAACAUUACAGGAAUUUCUGUGAAUGUUUAUCAGCAAGUUGUCUAUUUUUCUGAGGGGAAUUCCAUCUGGGUGAAAGGAGCUGCAAAUAUGUCUGAUGUAUCUGACCUAAUGCUCUUUUAUGCUGGCUGGGGGAAUAUUACGUCCAUCUCAGUAGACUGGCUUUACCAGAGGAUAUACUUUGUCAUGAAUGAAAAGAUACAUGUCUGCCAUUUAGAGAACUGCACGGUAGCUGAAGAUAUCACUCCUCUUUAUGUGACAUCUCCUAGGAAGGUUAUAGCUGAUCCCUAUAAUGGCUAUAUUUUCUGUCUCCUGGAGGAUGGCAUAUACAGAGCAAACCUUCCACUCUUUCCUGGCACUGCCUCCACAGCUUCACCAGUAGUGAAAUCCAGUGCUCUGAGAGACUUCAUGAUCAACUUCCAAUCUAAGAGACUUAUUUUCUUCAACAAAACAGAACAGGCCUUUGUGUCAGGUUUUCUUGAUGGUUCAGAAUUUCACAUGCUGCGAUCACACGUGCCACUUAAUGACAUGGAGAGCUUUGUUUAUGAGGAUAACACGUUUACUGUCACAGAUGGCUGGGCAGUUUUCCAUGAGGAGGUCUCUCUGGUGGGGAGUUCUAGCUUCAAUGAAUAUGUUGUGGAUUGCAAUUUGGCGUAUCCAGAGUACUUUGGCUUUGGCAACUUGCUUUUCUAUGGGGCAUCAACUCAGCCUGUUCCUUUACCAACUCCUCCUCGGCUUGUCACGGUGCUAUUUGGAUUGGACCAAGCUGUGAUCAGCUGGAGACCACCUGAACACACUAUUGGAACCAGUCUAUCUGCUUGGCAGAACUGGACCUACGAUGUGAAAAUGUCUUCUCAGCAUCCAUCAGAGGAGGAAUGGGUUGUCUCAAACAUUGAUGACACUAGGUUUACAGUGAAGGAGCUGGCCAGCUUCACAGCAUAUGAAGUGUCAGUCAGAGCUGUGUCUCCUGCUGGUGAAGGGCCAUGGUCGGAGUCAUUUAGGGGCACAACUUUAGAAGAAGCUGAAGAAGAACCGUAUGUGUUGGCAGUGGGGGCUGAAGGGCUCUGGAAGCAGCGGUUGGAUAGCUAUGGGCCAGGAGAACUCCUCUAUCCUCAUAUAAGAAAUAUUUCAGACCUCGACUGGUAUAAUGACACUCUUUAUUGGAUUAAUUCCAUGGGGGAAGUUCAGACCUGGUCAUUGAACAAAAGAGAGGGUACCACUGAGAAUACUUAUGUAUCUGAUGUCAGAAAUGCGAGGAUGUUGGCCUUUGAUUGGUUGGGUCAAUGCUUGUACUGGGCUGGCAAAGCAAAUACGAUCUACAGAAAAUCACUGCUGGGAGGCCAUAUGGAUGUUGUGGCUCAUGUUGCAUUCCUAGUGAAGGAUCUAGUAGUGGAUUCAGUAAAUGGCUAUUUGUAUUGGGCCACAGUGUAUUCAGUGGAGAGCGCAAGACUGAAUGGAGAGGAGUAUCUUAUGUUACAAGAGCAGCUACAGUUUUCUGGUAAACAGGUGGUUGGUUUAACUUUGGAUCUCACCUAUGAUUUUCUUUACUGGCUUGUGCAAGACAGUCUAUGCUUAAACCUAUACAGGGUUUCUCUUUGCAAAGAAGGUUGUGGUAAUGCCAUCAUCACAGAAUUCGCAGCAUGGAGUACUUCAGAAAUAUCACAGGGCGCACUGGAAUACUACAGUGGUCGUCUGUUCUGGAUUAAUAGUCUUCAGUUCAUUACAACUCAGGAAGUCAAUCAGAGCCUUAGCAUUCCCUUCUCACAACCAGCAGAGUUUGCAGCCUUUACCCUUGUUCACACAUCACUUAAACCUUUGCCAGGAAAUUUUUCUUUUACACCAAAAGUGAUUCCAGAUUCAGUGCCAGAAUCUUCCUUCCGGAUUAAAGGAAAUUCUUCAAGUUUUCACAUCACUUGGAGUCCCUCCACAAAUGUGGAAUGGGGAACUGUCUUUUACUGCGUGGGAUCAAAAGCUCUACCUGUGAGGACUUUGGAGAGUGAACGGUGCCUCCAUCCCCAUAACCUGACAGUGCCAUCCUACCAGGUUGAUUGGCUGGAACCAUUUGCACUCUUUGAUUUUACCGUCACUCCAUACACAUACUGGGGCAAGGCACCAACAACAUCUGUAUCCCUUCGAGCCCCUGAAGGAGUUCCUUCAGCCCCUACAAAUCCUAGAAUAUAUGUGUUACGAAAUAACCUACCUGAAAGUGAUGAGAAAGUCCUUGUGGAAUUCAGGUGGGACAGACCCGAAAGGAACAACGGAGUAUUAAUGCAGUUCAGGGUUUACUAUCAACUAUUGAGUCAGAGAGGCACUGCUGACACUUUCACGGAGUGGAACGCGAGUAACGUUAAACCCACCCUGACGCUCUUUUCUCUCAGGGAUGUGCUUCCUAGCCUCACAGUAAGGUUUCAGGUGCAAGCCUUCACCUCUGUGGGUCCAGGACCUUUGUCUGAUAUAGCAGAGAGGAAUUCAUCAGAUCUUUUCCCUGUCCCAACUCUUAUAACUCUUUCUGCCAACAAGUUGUUUCUUACUGACAUAGACAAUAAUCAUACCAUAUGGGAACUUUCAGCAAAGACAAAUGUAAAGGACAUCUGUUAUACUGCUGAUGAUGACAAAGCGUACUAUAUCGUAGAAGACUCUCUUUUUCUUCUGAAUAUACAGACUACUACAAAGUUUCAGUUUUUCAAAGGUGCAUAUCUUCGCAAUGCCACAGCCAUCACAGUUGACUGGAUUGCAAGACAUCUCUUUGUUGCCCUGAAAACACCAUGGAAUGAAACUCAAAUAUUUGUUAUCGAUCUUGAGCUCAAGACAAAAUCUCUAAAACCCUUGAACAUACAGUUGGGUAAAAGUAAUUCAACUGUAUCAUCUCUGUUGUCAUAUCCUUUCUUAAGCCGCUUGUACUGGAUGGAAGAGCUUGAUUAUGGCAGCCGCAUGUUUUAUUAUGAUAUUCUGAAUAACACUGUACACCACAUUUUGGGAUACGUAUCAGUAGAAGAACAGAUGAGGAACUACUGCACCUGUAACGUGGCAGCGGCAGAGCUAGGAAGACCUAUGACUAUAGAUGUGUCUGACUCCAAAAAUCCCCAGCUGCUCUUUAUCAGAGGAAGAGAUGAAAUAUGGGCCUCAGAUGUGGAUGGUUGCAACUGCUGGAGAAUUACCAAAAUACCAAGCUUUCAAGGUAAGAAAAUUGGCAGCUUGGCUUUCGAUAAGAAAUUUAUAUACUGGAGCAUUGAAACAAAGGAAUACACUGAAAUUUGGCUAGCAAAUAAAGAAAGCACAAGACACUUUCUUCAGAAGAGAGCAAAUCAUGAGCUGAAAAUAUUAGCCUACAGCUCAGCGGCGCAAUUGUAUCCAGAUAAAAGAUGCCUGAUUCUAUUGCCAGACACUGAGAAACCUACUAUCCUUGAUACGACGAACACCAGUUUUACAUUAAGCUUGCCAUCUGUCACACCACAGCAGCUAUGCCCUGGAAUAUCGCAGCCUACACCGACAUAUCUGGUAUUUCUUGGACAAAUGACUAACAACCGCAGGAACUCAAGCUACUGUUUGUCUGCUCUACAGCAAAAACCAUUGGAAUUUCAGGGUCCUAUAGCUGUCAUAGACAACCUACAGCCAUUUUCAAGUUAUGUUAUACAAGUUGCAGUGAAAAACUACUAUUCAGAUGAGGAAGUGCUGCCUAUGGGAAAAGAGACAAUUGGCACAACUCUAUAUGGAGUACCAGAGGCAGUUGAUUCCAUUAAGACAGUAGUUUUGUCUGACACCAUCAUCAACAUAUCUUGGAGUGAACCUCUGAAGCCAAAUGGACCUCUAGAAUCCAUCCGCUAUCAAAUCUCUGUCAAUUUAUUACCUCCUGUCCCAGUGACACCCUUGCAAAAAAGUGAAUUUCCAAAUGGGACGCUUGCCUGGUCUGUCGGUGGGCUCCAAUCCGGAACAAACAAUUUAUUCAAGGUUCUUGCAUUUCAUCCCGACGAGAAAUGGUUUUCUGAAAGUGCCCCUGUCAUUGCAAAAACUUUUGAGACUCCACCUGCACCUGUCAACAUAGUUCCCAGAAAUACCAGUUUCCAGCUAGAAUGGAGAGCUCCUCUGCAUGUCAAUGAAACCAGCUUCUGGUUUGAGUUGCAUAAGUGGCAAACAAAAAGUGACUGGUUUUCUCCUGCAAGCACUACAUGCACAGCGGGUCUUGUUUACACAUGCAAUCUCACAGGAACUCUUCCUUCAACCAACUACUUUGUAAGAGUAACAGUAGUUUAUGUUACAGGAGUGAAAAGCACUUCCUCUUCAACAAGGUUUAAAACUACAGCUGGUGUUCCCAGUAAGCCAGGAGUUCCAAAAAGAGCAGAAGACACUAAAAACUCUGUACAGUGGGAAAAGGCUGAUGACAAUGGAAGCAACCUGACCUACUACAUCUUAGAAAGCAGAAAGCGGCCUGACAACACCGGCAAAGUGAAGUCCUUGUGGGAGGUGGUUUACAACGGCUCCUGUGCCAGUAUUUGCACAUGGAAGGCCAAGAACUUAGAAGGAACUUUCCAGUUCAGAGUGGCAGCUGCAAAUGGGCUGGGACUUGGUGAAUACAGUGACACAAGCAAAGAUAUAAUUUUAGGUGAAGAUACUAUGAUCUCCCCAGACACCAUGAUUGCCAUUGCUGCUGUGAUCGGAGUUGUUGUGCUGGGCUUGACUGUGGUCAUGCUAUUUGGUUUUGUAUGGCACCAAAGAUGGAAAACCAGAAAACAGGCCUUGCCUGGACAGAUAGUGUUUAUCAAGGAAGAUAAAGAAUUAGCUCAACUUAGGGGAAUGGCUGAGACAGUGGGACUAGCCAAUGCCUGUUAUGCUGUAAGGACUCUUCCUUCUCAAGCAGAGAUUGAAUCAUUGCCAUCUUUCCCUCGGGACAAACUAAACUUACACAAAUUGUUAGGAAGCGGAGCAUUUGGAGAGGUGUAUGAAGGGACUGCACUAGAUAUCCUGGCAGAUGGAAGUGGAGGGUCCAAAGUAGCAGUCAAGACUUUGAAGAAGGGUGCGACAGACCACGAGAAGAGUGAAUUCUUGAAGGAGGCACACUUAAUGAGUAAAUUUGAUCACCCCCACAUUCUGAAGUUACUUGGCGUGUGCCUGUUAAAUGAACCUCAGUACCUUAUACUGGAGCUGAUGGAAGGAGGGGAUCUACUUAGCUAUUUACGAGGAGCCAGAAAGCAAAAGCUCCAGAGUCCCUUACUGACAGUGACUGACCUCUUGGAUAUAUGUUUGGAUAUUUGCAAAGGCUGUGUCUAUUUAGAGAAAAUGCAUUUUAUACACAGGGACCUGGCUGCUCGCAACUGCCUUGUGUCUGAGAAGGAAUAUGAGAGCUCCUCCCGGGUAGUAAAGAUUGGUGAUUUUGGACUUGCCAGAGAUAUCUAUAAAAAUGAUUAUUACAGGAAAAGAGGAGAAGGCCUACUCCCUGUCAGAUGGAUGGCUCCUGAAAGCCUCAUUGAUGGUGUCUUUACAAAUCGCUCUGAUGUCUGGGCUUUUGGAGUCUUAGUGUGGGAAACAUUAACUUUGGGUCAACAACCGUAUCCAGGUUUCUCCAAUACAGAAGUUUUACACCAUGUACGAUCAGGAGGAAGGCUGGAAUCUCCAAACAAUUGUCCCGAUGACCUAUGUGAUUUGAUGACAAGAUGCUGGGCCCAAGAACCUCACAACAGACCUACUUUCUCUUAUAUUCAGGACAAACUGCAAGAGACAAGACACUCUCCACUGUCCUUCAUCCACUACCUUGAAGACAAAGAGGCAGCAACUGGAGUCAUCAACCAAGCUUUUGAAGAUAGUGAUGUUCCAUGUGCAGAUUCAGACAGUAUUCUUUCAGCCACGCUAAUGGAAACAAGGAAUCAGGAGGGCUUAAAUUAUUUGGUAUUAGUCAAAGAAGGCAAUCAAGAUCAAGGAAGCAUCAAUUCUGCUGAACUUAGUUAA